AUGAGUCAUCACCAACGUAGCAUUUCGACACCUGGAGUCUCGAGAAAGCGUAAAGAGAGAGAACCUUUUUAUUCAUUUAAACCGUCUACUCCGGUUCAAUCAUCGGUUCAUACCAGUCCAAAACACCCCUCCUCUCCUAAUUGUUCGAAUCAGCUUUUAGCUGGCUACAUGGCGCAUGAGUUCUUGAUCAAGGGAACCCUGCUGGGUCAGCAAUUCGACCCGGCUCGAUCGGAGUCUGUCCCGGUAGCGAUCGCAUCGAUGUGUGGACCGAGAAAACCCGUCCAGCAGGAAACCGAACCGAAGGAUUUUAACAAAGAGAGUCAAAGUUAUGCUGACGUGGCGAGAAUAUUGAAGGAAGACGGGACCCACAUCACUGGAAUCCUUAACCCUACUCAGCUGGCAAGGUGGAUCAAGAUGUGA
Messenger RNA from Hibiscus syriacus, 420 nucleotides. RefSeq lists its product as uncharacterized. The record is from RefSeq and is a predicted model, not a curated record. The transcript has a single exon. The coding region runs from base 1 to 420 and encodes 139 amino acids. Lineage: Eukaryota; Viridiplantae; Streptophyta; Magnoliopsida; Malvales; Malvaceae.